Nematolebias whitei (Rio pearlfish) is the source of this 2985-nucleotide messenger RNA. RefSeq names its product collagen, type IX, alpha 3 (gene col9a3). The record is from RefSeq and is a predicted model, not a curated record. Lineage: Eukaryota; Metazoa; Chordata; Actinopteri; Cyprinodontiformes; Rivulidae. The coding region runs from base 1 to 2037 and encodes 678 amino acids. The transcript is spliced from 32 exons.
AUGACGGCGUGCUCUGCUCUUUGGGUGCUCCUGCUGUGCCAGCUUUUGUCAUCCUCCUCAGCUCAGAGACCCGGCCCCAGAGGACCCCCCGGGCCACCCGGACUCCCAGGACAACCAGGCAGGGAUGGGACCGACGGGAAACCUGGACCUGCUGGACUGCCGGGAAAACCUGGUCCCAAAGGAAAAGCAGGAAUCCCAGGAGCUGCAGGAAAACUGGGCCUGCCGGGACUUCCAGGGAUCGAUGGUUUGACUGGUCCUGAUGGUCUUGCUGGUAAAGACGGACCCACAGGAGAGGCAGGUGAAGCAGGGCCUCCUGGACCACCCGGACCUCCUGGCAGAGGGAGACCAGGAGCUCCAGGACUACCUGGAACCAAUGGAUUGUCUGGAGGAGUCGGACCCCAGGGUGCUGUGGGCGCUGAAGGACUUCCAGGACUUCCAGGCCCUCCUGGCCCUGAUGGACCCCCUGGGCUUCCUGGGUCUCUUCAUGAUCUGAACGGGGACCUUCUGUGUCCUGCAAUCUGCCCCCCUGGUCCCCCAGGUCCUCCUGGGAUGCCAGGAUUUAAGGGACACACUGGUCACAAAGGAGACAAGGGGGAGCCUGGAAAAGAUGGAGAGCAGGGCGACCUCGGUCCACCUGGGCCAGCAGGUGCUCCUGGCACUGUGGGUCUGCAGGGCCCACGCGGUCUGAGAGGUUUACAAGGCCCAAUGGGAUCUGUAGGCGACAGAGGCCUGCCCGGCUUCAGAGGCAAGCCCGGCAUCGCAGGCAUCAUCGGCAAGCCAGGUGAUGUUGGGGAAAAAGGACCACAUGGGUUCAAAGGACCUAAAGGAGAAAUUGGUAAAAUAGGUCCCAAAGGAGCUCCUGGGGGACUGGGACCCAAAGGGGAUCCAGGUAUGCCUGGCAGAGAUGGUAAAGAUGGGACAGCAGGGCUGGAUGGUGAGAAGGGUGAUCCUGGACGCCAUGGAGUAGUGGGAGAGAAAGGGCCAAAUGGACUUCCUGGCUUACAAGGAAAAGCUGGAGAAAAGGGCUCCAAAGGAGAAGUUGGUGAUCCGGGGAAACCUGGGGAAGCGGGACCCUCUGGAGAGCCAGGUAUUCCUGGUGAGAUUGGCGUCCCGGGAGAGAGGGGGAUAGCCGGCCCCAGAGGAGUGGCGGGAGGUGUCGGACCAGCGGGCAAUCCUGGCCCACUGGGAGUGAAAGGCUUCCAGGGAGUCAGUGGAGGUUUGGGUGAUCCAGGUCUUCCGGGGCCAACGGGACUCCGUGGAGAGUUUGGCGACCGAGGUCCAGUUGGAGCUUCAGGAGUUAAAGGAGACAUGGGUGUGGCAGGAAGUGAUGGUUUACCAGGAGAGAACGGAGAGCCCGGACCUUUUGGGCCAGUUGGACAGAAAGGAGAGUCAGGGAAGCAGGGGGAACUGGGGCCUAAGGGUGUGACGGGUCCACAAGGAGAGCUUGGGCCAAGAGGGGUUCCAGGAAAACAGGGACCAAUGGGCUUCCAAGGGGAACAGGGUCUGCCAGGAAUCGCAGGAAAGACAGGAGUACCUGGUAAACUGACGAGUGAACAGCACAUCAGAGAGCUGUGUGGCUCGAUGAUCGACGAUCAGAUCGCACAGCUGGCUGCUAACCUUCGAAGGCCUCUGGCACCUGGAAUGGUGGGCCGCCCCGGCCCUGCAGGCCCUCCAGGAAAGCCAGGAGUUGCAGGAACUAUUGGACAUCCAGGCACUCGAGGACCACCAGGGUACAGUGGCCUACCGGGAGAGCUGGGAGAUCCAGGUCCCAGAGGUGAUGUUGGAGAGUCUGGUGAUAAAGGGCUCACUGGUAAAGCCAUUGAUGGACCCUCUGGAGACCAAGGACACCAAGGUCUGCCCGGAGUAGCUGGAAUUGUCAAAGACGGCCGUGACGGGUCUCCAGGAGACCCAGGUGAGCCUGGAGAGCCAGGCAGGGUAGGUAGGACUGGGCACCAGGGCCCUCCUGGGAUCUGUGAUACAUCAGCCUGCCAGGGAGCUUCGGUCGUCGGGAAAUCCUCCAACCCCAAAAAUUUUUAAAGAUGACUUCCUGCAGCCUGACUGCUCCACUCCGAGGAAAAGAGGGUGAUACAUGAGGAGGGAAGGAACAAAACAAGACAACGAUCACAACAAAUCCCUCUUUAUUUAAAUUAAUGUAAAAAAACAAGAUGGGAAGAAUAACAUCAGCCGGUGCAAUAUGAUGAAAGGAAUGGAGGAACAUCCCAGGAAGUGAUGAACACCAAAGCAACUGAGACAAAAAUAAAUAAAUACAUAAAUAAACCACACGUAGUAUCCAGAAAUGAUGGAGAGUGGAAUGGAAAAGUGCAGCAGAACAACUGCGUCGACCCAAACGUCAUCGAACAACAACCGGAACAACCUUUGUGAAUAAAAACUUUGUACGUUUCUUUGCCACGUUUACUUUGGUCAACAUCAGCGUGGCAAACAACGCUCUAAAAACAACAGUGACUGUCUCCAAUGUGAACAUGCAUUCAUCACGGCCAGAUGUUCACAGGUGUUACCUCAACAUACACGCCGACAGUGUAAAAUAUGGAAAUAGGUGCUGCCUCUGUCGAGGAGCUGUGUAUGUACUGUAAAAGUAAUAAAACACAAACACCCAGUGCCCUAAAAUAGUUUAGGUUAAUGCAAAACUCAAUAGCCUUUUUACAGCUUUUUUAUUUCUUUUUUUGUUUGUUUUUUAAUUACUUAUGAAGUUGAUAUGCCAUCGCUGAGAAUCACAAACAGAAAAUUGUGGAUGCAUAAAUUCGACAUGUAAAAUAUAUAAAUGUUAGGAAACACGAGCGCUUUCUGAGUUUUAAAAUUUCUUUUCUUUUGUUUUUUUUUUCCCAAAUCGACAACAACCACGUCCACAAUGUAAUACAGGUGCUGUAACUAUUAAAUAUACAAAAGUUUAAAUACUAUUUAUUAUUUGUGGGUGACUGUUUUGUGUACAGUAAGAUGCUACAGCGACAUGUUGUAAGAACAAAUAAA